CGAACAAACAUGGCGGCCUCCGUCAGCUUUAGAUUGUCAAAGUCGAAGGGACUUUUAUCGAUUGCGACUUCGCCGAAAUCUGGCGGGUGUCAGUUCUCCUGGAGAUUCUUCAACAGAAACUUCAGUGCAUGUACAUCAUUGCAGUCCAAAGAACUAUACUGGAAUGACAGAUCUGAUGCUAAUGAGAAGACAUUUGAUAAGAUUCUCAUCGCAAACAGAGGAGAAAUCGCAUGUCGUGUCAUCCAGACAUGUAAACGCUUGGGAAUCAAGACUGUAGCUAUACACAGUGAUGUGGACUCGAGGUCGGUACACACUCUCAUGGCUGAUGAAGCAGUCAAUGUCGGUCCUGCCCCUACCAGCGAGAGUUAUCUCAACAUGGAUGCCAUUCUAAAGGCUAUCAAAGACACCGGUUCUCAGGCUGUCCACCCUGGAUAUGGGUUUUUGUCAGAAAACACAGUGUUUGCUGCCAAACUUGCUGAAAUUGGAGUUGAGUUCAUUGGACCCAGCAGUGGCUCAAUCCAUGCUAUGGGGGACAAAAUUGAGAGCAAGAGAAUCGCCACCAAAGCUGGAGUGAAUAUGAUCCCCGGCCACGAUGGUGAAGUGGAGGAUGUUGAUGCCUGUGUCAAAUAUGCCAAUGAAAUAGGGUAUCCUGUCAUGAUAAAGGCCUCAGCUGGUGGUGGUGGAAAAGGUAUGAGGAUUGCCUGGAAUGACCAGGAGGCUAGGGAUGCUUACCGUCUGAGCAAGCAGGAAGCUACAUCCAGCUUCGGGGACGACAGGAUGUUGAUAGAAAAAUUUAUAGAUAACCCACGUCAUAUAGAAGUACAGGUUCUGUGUGACAAACAUGGAAAUGCAUUAUGGCUGAAUGAGAGAGAAUGUUCAAUACAGCGCAGGAACCAAAAGGUCAUCGAAGAAGCUCCAAGCACCUUCAUUGAUCCAGACAUGCGCCGAGCUAUGGGAGAACAGGCUACACAACUAGCCACAGCUGUGGGCUACACAUCCGCAGGCACAGUGGAGUUCCUCGUCGACUCAAAAAAGAACUUCUACUUCCUGGAGAUGAAUACACGACUUCAAGUCGAACAUCCGAUUACGGAAUGUAUCACAGGGAUUGACCUCGUUCACCAGAUGAUUCGCUCUGCUAAAGGUCAUAAGUUACUCCACAAGCAGUCCGACAUCCCGAUCGAUGGAUGGGCGUUCGAGUGCAGAGUUUAUGCUGAGGAUCCCUACAAAAAUUUUGGUAUGCCAUCUAUCGGCAGACUGACAAAGUACAUAGAACCAACACAUAUAGACAAGGUACGAUGUGACAGCGGGAUUAAGGAAGGAAGUGAGAUCAGUGUAUAUUACGAUGCCAUGAUUUGUAAGCUGGUGACGUAUGGUAAAACACGACAGGAAGCUUUAGAUGUGAUGGUGAACGCCCUGGACAACUACGUGAUAAAGGGUGUGACACACAAUGUUCCCCUUCUGAGAGACAUAUGUACAGAGGAAUCAUUCGUUACUGGGGAUAUUAGCACAGAUUAUCUUCCCAAGAUCUAUCCAGAUGGCUUUAAAGGGAAGCAGUUAAGUACCACGGAAAACAAUAACCUUGCUGCCAUGGCAACCAUCCUCUUCAUCAGAGACCAAAUUUUAUCUCGCAACUUCUUCAACCAGAACAGAAUGCUCACGUCAGGUGACAUACCCACAGUAUGGUCACUCAGCGUCCAGAUUGGUGGUCAGUCUGUCCCAGUUUCAGCUUCAUGUGGUGGUGGCUAUGUUACGGUCGACUGUGGUGGAAAGACAAUGUCUAUACUUGACAAUCUUGACUUCUCCUCCCCUCUACUGGAAGUCAUUAUCGAUGACCAACCAUCAGUGAUUCAGUUAACCCAAAGACUUGGAGCUGGAAAAUACAGACUUCGCUACCUUGGCACUGUGUUCCCAGUAACAGUGAUGGAUGCGUUUGCCAGCGAGAUGAUGAAGUAUAUGCCUGAGAGGAUACCGGAGGAUCUCCCCACCAUGGUCAAUGCCCCUAUGCCUGGGGUCAUCAAGAGCAUUGCUGUGGAGGUUGGCCAACAGAUUGGUGAGGGCCAGGAGGUAUGUGUGCUAGAAGCCAUGAAGAUGCAGAAUAGUCUGGUUGCCGGGGUAACCGGUAAGGUUAAGAAGAUUUUCUUCCAGCAGGGAGCCACCGUAGACGAGGGCGAUCUGAUUGUUGAACUUGAGGAGGAAUCCACAAAAUAAAUGUCUGAUAAAUUUCAUCUCAGGAAUGGAAACUAAAUAACAAUGCAGCUUAAUUUAUUGAUCAUAAGGAAGACAACAGUAAUGAUUGAAUGUGGAGAAUGUAGUUUGUUAUUUAGAAAAUAUGUGAGUCGUAAAUUGCUUCUUUCAUUAGAUUCAUUGAUGAUAUUUUUAGAUAGAAUUAAACAUCUGUUAAAAAGUUAAAUCUUGUAACAAUGGAUGGAAUUUAGAUAAACAGCUAUUGUUAUGUCUAUUGAUAUUGACAUAUUUUAGUUGUUGCGGUAGUUUUUACCAGACAGAGAUUAGAAACUGAUUGGUAUACUCUUGUUAAUACAAUACAUAUACUGUAGAUCAGCUAGUUACUGGUUUACAGACUACAUGACUCUGCCUAUAAUUGCUAAGACUCGUCUCACCAACCAUGGUCAGUGUUCUGUAGGCUUUAGUUAGUUAUGGUUUACAGCCUACAUGACUCUGACCAAAACUACUAGGACUCGUCUCAUCAACUAUGGUCAGUGUUCUUUAGCGGUGUAUGCUGUGUACAUGACAUUAUCAGUCCAUGUAUAAGAUGAGUAGAAAAAUUCCAACAUCAGAAAUAAAAGUUUUGAAUAUUUUUUAAUUGUGUAUUCUGUAUAUCAUAUAAUAGAUAACUUGUUAGGCUUUACUCUAGUGAACCAAAUUAAAUGAUAUGUAAUUUUGGUGAGAGCAGAAAUGUUUUUGAUGAUCUACAUUUUAACAUAUACUGUGACUGUUUUAAACAAUGUUUGAUGCAUGUUUUGCUACCGGUGUAUAUACUCCAGUGGUACUGUACUUCUAAAUAAAGUUGAUGUACAUAUCGAAAAUUAACGUACAUAUCGUAUAGUUAGCGUACAUAUCGUAUAGUUAACGUACAUAUCGUAUAGUUAACGUACAUAUCGUAUAGUUAACGUACAUAUCGUAUAGUUAACAUACAUAUCGUAUAGUUAACGUACAUAUCAUAUAGUUAAUGUACAUAUCGUAUAGUUAACGUACAUAUCGUAUAGUUAACAUACAUAUUGCAUAGUUAACGUACAUAUCGUAUAGUUAACGUACAUAUCGUAUAGUUAACAUACAUAUCGUAUAGUUAAUGUACAUAUCGUAUAGUUAAUGUACAUAUCGAUCGUCAACAUACAUGUCCAUACUAAAAGGAGUGAAGAAUUCAUGCUUUUAAGUCAUACAUGUACAGACAAUGCACUUGUGUAUUUUAGUUAUAGAAAGGUUUGUGAAGAAAAAUAUAUCUCUCAAAAAGGAUAGGCGGGACCAUGAAUAUACCAUGAUAAAUGGGAACUUUAUAUAUAGGCGUGAAUGUCCUAGAUACAAAUAAAAAAAACUAGUGUGGUCAUGAUCACCAUAAUGAAUUGGGGUUAAAAUAUUUGUAACCCUGGUGUUAAACACGCAGGGAUGACAAUAUUUCAAAAUAUUGUCUGCUUUAAUUGAUAUUACUAUGUUUUAAAAAAAAUUGUGUAAUGAAAAAUAUGUGAGACUUUCUUUUACCCUGAAUUUUACAUGAGAAAUACAAUUGUUAGGUAAUUAUUAGUAUAAUAAUAAUGAGUUGGUGGACAACAAAGGUCAAUAUCUCCUUAAUUACUAUCAUGAUGGUGAAAACAAAACAUUUUCUUUAAUUCAUGUAUUUAUCUUGAGAGAUGUUUCUCUGAAAAAUGGAUGUAUGUUUUUCAUGUGAAUAUCAAAGGUCCUUUGUUUUAACAAUUGUAGACUUAAUGGUUAUUUUUGAUUAGUAAAUAUUUUUUGUAUUGAAACUCUCCUUAUGUCUAAUAUUAGUGUUAUGGAAUUAAAUGGCAAACAUUUUAAGAACUAUUUUAUACAUGUAUUCUUGACAAUUUCAAUUUAUCAUUUUGUGUGUCAAAAUCUCCAGUUUUUGUAAGACUGUAUAGAUCUAUUCCCAUUAUAAUGGGAAAGUGGCAUGUAAUUUAUAAUGUUUCACAAACAUUUCUCUUGUUUUUGGGAAGCUGGCAACGGAACAUGUUAUAAAGUAAAAAAAAAAAAAAAGGCAACAACAACAAAAACACAAACAAACAUUCCAUAGCAAGUAUUACUUAUCUGCCUAACAACAGGUAAAAUAUUUACGAAAAAAUUGUUUACCAAAAAUGGUUUACCAAAGUUACUUAUUUUGAAUUAAAACAUUACACUUACAUUAUGCACUAGGACUGGGAGAGAUUUGAUUGGACGAAAAAUCAUGUCACUUUGAUUUUUGAUGCCAUGCUUCCAUUGAAAUUGCUUACAAUAUAGAACCAGGGCCUUUAUACUAUUGUGUAUGGAUUUCCUAAUGUAAUGUGAAGUAUUUGAUGGAAGGGGCAUCAUUGACGUGUGAUGGCUGGUUAAUUUCAAAUAUCUUUAUACCAUUUACCAUAGAUUGAAACAUGAUUACCAACCAAAAAUUAUUGAGGAGCAAUCUCCUCCCCUCCAACCUCACCCCACCCACCCAUCAUCCAAAUCAACCCACUAAACUGUAUCUCCUGAUAUUUAUUUCUGAACCAGAUGUGACUGAAACUGUUUUUUAAGUUGUUGAAUCCGUAUGGACACAAUAGGUGUUACUUUUGUGAGUAACUAUGUACUAGUUUGUAUGUGAACAAUGCCAGUGCUGUGUCAGGUUUUCAAAUAGUGUUUUAUGUAGGUAAACAACUUCAGUUCUGUGUCAGAUGUAAAAUAGUGUGUUUUAUGUAUGUGAACAAUGCCAGUGCUGUGUCAGGUGUACAAAAAGUGUGUUUUAAGAAUGAUUUAUAUAUUAAUCUUUUAUAUUUUCUCUUAUAAAUGUGGUGACAUGGACCUUACAAGUGUUAGUCAGAAUCAUGUAGAUGUGGAGGUUUGUAAUUGGCAAGCACCAUUUUGUAAGAUUCUUGCCUUAUUUGAAUGUGAUACAAGAACGAAUAAAUGUGCUGAAACAGUACUGACUUUUGUCAGAUAUUUGUAUAAUUCAAAUUGUGAGGAAGCUUGCAGCUAACCCCAGCAAGAGGGAAUGCUAAUGUGAUAUUUCUUCAUGAUAAAGAACUUUUCACUUGGCGGAACUAUUGCUGGUACUUCCAUCGUCCCUAGACUGUUAAACAAAGAACAUGUGAUAUUUGACUGAAUUCUUGUGUGGUGUAUAUACAAUUAUCACUCUUUUUUUUGUGGUGGAAUAAAAUACUUUGAAUUAUC
Pecten maximus is the source of this 5373-nucleotide messenger RNA. RefSeq names its product propionyl-CoA carboxylase alpha chain, mitochondrial-like. The coding region runs from base 10 to 2208 and encodes 732 amino acids. Lineage: Eukaryota; Metazoa; Mollusca; Bivalvia; Pectinida; Pectinidae. Gene Ontology annotation, molecular function: metal ion binding; ATP binding; propionyl-CoA carboxylase activity. The record is from RefSeq and is a predicted model, not a curated record. Gene Ontology annotation, cellular component: mitochondrion. The transcript is spliced from 23 exons.